UUGUCGUUUCGUUGCGCAGAGUCUCGUGUGGAAGUGCAGAGGAAAAAAUAAACAAAAGCAUAAAGCGCUCGCUAUUCAAAUUGAACGCUACUUAUUCGCUGCGUUUGGAUUUCAAUUUAUUUGUAUUCCCAUUUAACUGUUUGCAACUGUUUUGAGAUUGGUGAAAGCGAAUCGACAAUCGUAAUUAUUCACAAAACAUUUGACAAAAUGCUGAAAUUGUCCACUUGCUGUUGUUUGAUGCUGGCACUGGCUCACAUUGCGUAUGCGCAACAUCAGGAUUAUACAACGCCCGUGCCCAUAUUGAAACAGAUCGAUAAGCACAACGACGACGGAUCCUACACCUAUGGCUACGAGGCCGCCGAUAAGAGUUUUAAGAUCGAAACAAAGUAUCCCAAUGGCGAGGUCUAUGGCAAGUAUGGCUAUGUGGACGAUCAGGGCAAGGUGCGUGAGAUCGAAUACGGCGCCAGCAAGCGAGGCUUUGAGCCAGCUGGCAGUCAUAUCAAUGUGCCGCCGCCAACGCUGACCAAUAGCAAUCCGUAUCCAUUGGGUCCCAAUGAGUUGGACGAUGGCCAGUAUCGCGAAGAUCCCGCUGUCUAUUAUAAGGAUCAGAAGUUCAAUCGUCCGGCAGUUGCGGCCAGCAAGUUCAGCUUGAACGACUUUGGUCAACGCCAUCAGCAGCAGCCGCAGUAUGCACCAGCUCCAGCUCCGGCUCCAGCUCGUCCCUACUACAAUCCCACGCCACAAUAUUACAAUCCUCCAGCGCCCCAGCCACGUUAUUAUCAACCACCAGCGCAGCAGUCAUAUUAUGCGCCUCAGCAACAGCAGCCUUAUAAUGGACAGCCGGAGCAACAUCAUCCGGCGUUGCGUAAUCUGAACAUCUACACGGGCUCCUAUAGCAUCGACUAUACGGGCAGAAAGUAAUGGGGCAAUUUGUCUGUUGCUCAGAGAGUUAGCCACUAGCCUAAGCGACUGAUGUCCGAGGACACAAUGUCACAAUCUUUGUUACUGCCAAAUAAAUCAGUCACUCCCGAUAUCAGAUAUACAUAUAUGAAAUCUAUCUAUGUCUGUUUAAAUAUGUAUGUGUAUGUAUUGUGUUUAAUAUACGAAUAUAAUGUUGAAAGAAUACUCAAUAAAAACUGGGGAAAUAACCAACGAUGAGAUCAAA
This is a messenger RNA of Drosophila nasuta, 1165 nucleotides long. It is a transcript of the gene Cpr97Eb, whose product is annotated as Cuticular protein 97Eb. The transcript is spliced from 2 exons. The record is from RefSeq and is a predicted model, not a curated record. NCBI's taxonomy places the organism in Eukaryota, Metazoa, Arthropoda, Insecta, Diptera, Drosophilidae. Gene Ontology annotation, molecular function: structural constituent of chitin-based larval cuticle. Gene Ontology annotation, cellular component: chitin-based extracellular matrix. Bases 208 to 921 code for a protein of 237 amino acids.